CACAGUGGUCCUCGAAUUGUCACCUGGCAUGUACAAUGGGCACGACCCACGGGACAUCGGCAUGAGCCAUCCAUGUAAUCAUCGUUGCUCACUACUGUGCACUCACGGUCUUCCUUACCACUGACCUCCACCUUGAACGACCAUGGCCCCGCCACAGAUGCUUCCCAACUCCAUUCCAAGACCUAAUACAAAGCCAACAUCAUUGCAAACAGCAAUGAACGUGGAUCGAGAGCAGUUUAGAGCCACUACACUGUUCCUACGAGAGUUAGCAACACAGCACUUGGACUUGACCCAGUACUUUUCAACUCAAUGUCCCCGUGCAAUAGACAGGGUCAUGCAAGAGGUUAGAAAGCACCCAAUCUUGCAAUACUACGUCGAUGGUUGGCCAGCCGACAUCUAUGUGCGGGAUUGGGUCUCCCGGCAAGUUCUCCGGAACCGGCGGGAUUGCCACCUUGGUGACAUGCACGAUGGCACUGGCAAAGCAAAUGAGCCUCCAAGCCAGGGAUCGCAACCGAAUCCGAGUCAGCCUCGCCCACAAGUGCGAUCCGAUCCUGAGACAUCGCCGAGAUGCGUCAGAGAAGACCGAUCUGCCACAGCAAUUUCGCCCGCCGCCGGUCAUGUUCUGCACGCGCCCGGGUCGAAGGAUCCGUCGUUCAGGACGUUCUUGAAGUCAUGCAGGCCGAGCCUCAGACCUCUGCGAAGUGAAUUCCGAAGGGCUGGAAUCAAAACCGUCGGAGACUUUGCGCGGAUGGCGAGGCUGGAAGCAAAGUACCGCGAGAGGCUGUUGAGGGAGUGGAUGCGCUUGACGGACCUGGAGGUGGUCGAGGUGGAGAUGAUUUUGGAUACGAUGAAGUUGUAGAGUAACAAAGCAUGAACAUCAGCAACGGAACACGCUCG
Messenger RNA from Rhodofomes roseus, 897 nucleotides. RefSeq lists its product as uncharacterized. The transcript is spliced from 4 exons. The record is from RefSeq and is a predicted model, not a curated record. The coding region runs from base 143 to 859 and encodes 238 amino acids. Lineage: Eukaryota; Fungi; Basidiomycota; Agaricomycetes; Polyporales; Fomitopsidaceae.